AUGACUCUGUAUCGUCGUAACACAAAUCUUCCUAUUAGGAUACUGCAGCCUACUAUAACGUCCAACGGUGAGAGGCUCCGUGUCAUUCAUAUUAGAAUUUCCCCAUCUGUAAAUAUUUUAAGGAGGCAAGUGAUCAAACCCGGGAAAAUCAGUGAUUCAAACAUUACCCUUUGAUUACUGCACCUCGACAGUCAGUCACCAGUCACCGGUCUGUUCUUCCGUAUAUUAUUUCGCCCAUUGGUUCCUGCCCCGGAGAUUGUGAAAGCGUCUCCUCCCUAGGGUUUUUGACACUGCGAAGUGAGAAAGCCUCAUGGCGUCGGGGAUUCUGGGGCGAUGCAGCGGGGGGUUGAUGGCCGCGGCCAAGUCAGCCUCAUCCGCUGCCGGUGGGAAGGCUACUGGUCGCUCGAGUGGCGGCCUUCAGAAGUUGGUGCCCGUGUCCCCUCAGCUCAGCAAGUUCCUCGGGGUCCCCGAAGCCACCCGCUCUGCCGCCGUCAAGAAGGUCUGGGAACAUGCCAAACUCCACAACCUCCAGAAUCCAACAAACAAAAAGGAAAUCCGCUGUGAUGAGACGUUGAAGACCAUAUUUGGUGGGAAAGAAUCGGUUGGGCUGACCGAGAUAGUUAAGCUGCUCUCUGCCCACUUCAUCAAAUCCAAUUAACCUCUGCCUCAGCCUCUGAAAUUUAUGACUAGCUCGAGUCUUUCGUCUAGGGAAAAUCUGGGUACUGCUUCUUGUUUCAUCCCUUGUUCAUCUGGUGUAAAAUCGGAAUUGAUGUAUAGGAAUGUGCUUUGAUUUCUAAGGGGCUGUAUUUGGUGCUUUUACUUAUCUACCUAUCAAGGAAGACUGUUAACUUUAGAAGCAAUGAGAGAAAUUGCUACAACUCUCUUCUGCCAGUUUGCUCUAGCAUUCAGCUGUCUUGAUAUUGUCUGUGAACUGAUAAUCGACUCUUGAAAUGUUCAAACCUUACCAUCUCAAAGC
Punica granatum (pomegranate) is the source of this 976-nucleotide messenger RNA. Lineage: Eukaryota; Viridiplantae; Streptophyta; Magnoliopsida; Myrtales; Lythraceae. The record is from RefSeq and is a predicted model, not a curated record.